Molecule: messenger RNA, 2115 nt
Organism: Fusarium tjaetaba
Lineage: Eukaryota; Fungi; Ascomycota; Sordariomycetes; Hypocreales; Nectriaceae
Product: pre-mrna splicing factor rna helicase
Exons: 3
Coding region: 1-2115 (704 amino acids)
Cellular component (GO): intracellular anatomical structure
Molecular function (GO): RNA binding
Source: RefSeq, a predicted model, not a curated record
AUGGACGAUGAGACUACGGAGGAAGUUAUGUACAUGACUGUCCUCGGAUGUGAACUUGCGAAACCGAAUCCCCUUCGCCCCGGCGUGAACCGAUCUCCCAGCUACUUCGAAACACUGAAGCAGUAUUGCCAUUUGCCCAUCAUGCAGAAAGAGGGUUUCAACAGGUUCCUCCAACUUUACAUGGAUAGCCAGGUAACUACAACUACAACUACAAACAUCCUCCCUCUAUUGCGAUUCGUGACUGAUCAAGUGCAGGUGGUGGUCGUUAACCCUGAAAGCUCUGCAGACUCGAUACAGCUCACCAAGCGAGUCAUGUACCUCGAACUCUUCAAAGACCUACAGGUUCUUUGCACCCAACCUGACAAUGUCGCAACCAGAGAGUUGGGUCAGCGCGUCGCAGCAGAGCUUGACGUCACAUACGGUGAACAGGUUGGUGUUCAGUAUCGGAAGUACAACAAGACCAGCGACAAGACGCUGUUGAGGUUUGUGACAGAGGGCAUGCUUCUCCAGAUAAUCGGUGACAAUCCUACCAUGGCCGGCUAUUCAUGCCUCGUCCUCGAUUUCUACGAGCCAACAAGUAACGUCGAUCGUCUUCUUCCUCUACUCAAGAAAGCCAUCGGUCUCCGCUACGACCUCCAAGUCGUCAUCAUGUCAACAAAAUACUUCGAAAAAUUCGCUCUUUACUUCGACGUUCCGCAUGGCCUCACUAUCGGAGGGUCUUCAUUCCCGGUUGGCGUCCAGCACGUAAUUGAAGCUGUGGCUGACUAUUGCGAGACGGCUUGUCACACGGUGAAUCAAAUCCAUCAGGACCAAUCCCCAGGUGAUAUCCUUGUCUUCUUGGCAACUGACAUCCAUGUUGACCGUGUGGUCGCGCAGCUGCGUGGCGCUAUCCCAGAUAUGGAGACUUUGCCAUUGUAUGGGAAACUAUCUAAGGCAGAAAAGGCGAAAGCCCUUCGUUCUAGAGACAAGAGUAGGUGUGUUAUUACCACCAACUUCGCCGAGAGUAGUAAUACUGUCGAAGGCAUUGUCUAUGUCGUUGGUAAGUCAAUAGCUAUCCUCAUCGGUGGCGACAAGCUGAUGUUUGCUGUAGACUGUGGUUUCGAGAUGCAGUCGGUCUAUAAUCCUCGCGUUAGAAUCGCCACCAUCCAACCUUGGCCAAUCUCCAAACCAUCUGCCGAUCUCAGAACUGCAUGCGCCGGAGGAGGUCGACCAGGGCUAUGUUACCGCCUAUACACGAGGGAGAUGUAUGAUGCGUUGCACGAGACCUCGUAUACCAGUAGCCUGAAAGACUGCGUCCCAGCCGCCAUUUUAGCUUUGAAGAGUGCAGGGAUCAACUCUAUUGGUACUUUCAACUUCCUCGAUCCUGCGAGUGAAGAAGUAUAUCUCCGGGGGAUAACGGACGUCAACGCGAUGAAUCUCAUUGAUGAAGUCGGGAUCAUCACUCCAGCUGGCAAGGUCGCCGCUACGCUUCCCAUCGAUCUCACCUGGUACAACGCAUUCAAUGAGGCCAUCAAGCUAGGCUGCCUGUCUGAACUCAUCGACAUCGCUGCUCUCGCGAGCGUGAAGAACCCCAUAUUCCUGAGGCCGCAUGAGACACAACAUGCAGCCGAUUUGCCACACGGUCAAUUCACAGCUCCCUUGUCGGACCACAUGACGGAGCUCAACACUCUACGCGCCUAUUUACGCACAAAGCGCAGCAUGUCAACUCAGGAGCUAGCUACCUGGUGCAAUGAAACGUUCCUGAGUUCUGAGGCACUAGAAGAGGCGUUGGUUCUACAGAAGGAUUUAAUCAAAUGGUGCAAAGCAAAACUUGACGUUUCUGAGAUCUCAGUUCUUACCCCGAAUGACAAAGACUACGACGUCAAGAUCCGCAAAGCCAUCGCCAAAGGGUUCUUUCUCCACGCUGCGAUGAGGGACGACUCUCCUCGACCUGACCAGUAUCGAACACUGAAGGAGGGCUAUCAUGUUUGGAUUCAUCCCAAUAGCGCUCUUGGUGGCGGGGAUUGGGAGUGGGUUGUGUAUCACAAGAUUGAGCCUACUGGCUUCCAGUACAUGGAUCGUUGUACUGUUAUUGAACCGACGUGGCUUUUGGUAAGUUUCAUCUUCUGGAUUUGA